ACACAUCUUCUGCACUAGUCCUACAUCACUGUGUUAGCACACUGAACUAAAGCUAGCGGUGCAUCAGCGAGUAUCAUCAGUUAGUUUGAUCAAGCGCACAAUCAUCAAAUGACUACUAAGCAACUGAGCACUGAAGACAGACAACGCAGACUAUUUUUAACAUUGAUACUAUCAGUUACUCUGGCUCAUAUUUUAGAAGAGAUGGGGGGGAGGUGACCUCAGGCAGCAUCCCUCAGGAGCUGACAGGACCAGGCAGUGUCAGAUAUCAGAGGUCUAUAAAUACCAAGGAUCCAUAUGGACAGACAUUGUUCUCAGCACGUUAAGCAACAUGGACAGGGAAUGUCACCAAGUUCUCAUAUCAGCAAGGGACUAAAGAGUCAUGAUCCUGUAAUCACAUAUCAGAGCAAAAGCACCCAACUGACAUUGUACUGUAAACUCUCUGACACGUAGUUAGUAAAUGAAGAACUGUUCUGUGUCCAAUGUGCAGUUGCUAAAUUGGAAAUGGGCUCGGUGAGUGUUGCUGAGGUGUAAUUCUCUCUAUUGUCUCUGUAACAUCCUCAGUGGGUUUCCCCACUUAAAACGAUCAGGAGCAACAGUGCUGUUAUGUAGGCCACAGCUCUGGCACACCAGAAUGUGCUGAUGCCUGGGAAAGGAACUCAAAUAUUGAGGGAAAACACUGGAGUCAGAGGGAAUAACAGAUGAGCUUCCCUUCGGCAUCAGCGGUGGGUCCACAAACGGUAAGAUGUUUGUGUUUGUGUGUUUGUGUGUGCGUACAAUAUUCUGUAUUCCAUCCACAGUGGAACGGGAGUUGUUUUAUGACAAUAAGCCAUGUCUUUUGUUGAGGUGUAAUACAGUAAAGCCAGGUGUAAAUGGAGAUCAUUUGUCACAGUGGCAGAUGCGACCUUGCAGCUCGACCCUGGUUGGCACAGCAGAAAGGAAGGAGACUUGGCUAAGGCACGGGGGGAGCUGAUCAUUUGGACAUGACCCAGCAAGCUCUCCUUGUCCAUUUAUCUUCACAAAGGCCCAUCCAACUGUUGUAGAAAAGUGUGUUACAUGAAUUUACACAUUGAUGCAUCCUCCACUCAGCUCUCAGAGGAAUGCAAUCAUUAUGGAGUUUGAGCAGAAUUUACCUCAGGAAGAUAGUCCAUUAUGAUUCUCACAUUUUAGCUCAAUCAUCAGCAGUAUGGGAAUAGGGCAAGACAACAGUCUGAGAUGAGGCUGGGUGGGCAUUUGUUGUGAGACAAGGACAGAACUGCUUGGUACAUACACUGCAUAAGAAAUAACGGUGGAUAGAAAUGGAGAAAGAAAUAGACGGGUUUCUUUGAACGUGCAUGAGAAACAUGUUGUCAGAAGCAUGUUACAUUAUUGAUGAGGCAAUAAUCCACAGCAUGACUACAGAAACCGGACCUACUGUAGCACUGAGCUUUUCUUCUUGAGAUCCUGAUGCAAGCUGGCAAAGUCACACAUGGCAUGUCAACAGAACAUUAGUUGACCAAGAAAAGAGUGAUUACCUGUCUCUGUUUUCAUGAGUGGCAUUUAAAAAAGAAAGAAAGUUAAUUAUUACAACUACCUUAACUAGGAGACAAAAUGGUUAUAUUGCUUCAUAACUAUGAUCCUCAUACAACAUAGCCUACUGUCAGUAACAAUUGGGCGGUACUGACUUAUUUUCCCUAGUUUCAGUCCUUCUGUAUCCAGGCUGUAUCACAUCUGGCCGUGAUUGGGAGUCCCAUAGGGCGGCGCACAAUUGGCACAGCGUCGUCUGGGGCUAUUCUAUUCUACUCAGCCGGCUUCUGAGACGUAGUACCACUGACACUGCCAACAGGUCAAUGCCUGAAUUUUCUCCAGCAAGAACAGAGCCAAAUAUAACUGCCCUCAGAUGCACUCAACUCCCAGUGUACUACAAUAGACCUGACAUGUCUGCUACGCUGAAUUACCAACCAAACCCAAGGCUGUACAGCCCAUAUAAAAAAACUCAUUUAUAAAUGGUUUACUUUCUUCACUCAAUGGAAUAUUUCCAUGUCAUCAAGUAUAAACAAUAACAAAAACUUUAAAUGGUCUUCCCUGACCAUCAACCCAAGAGCAUUGUGCUUAGUUAGUUCACCAUAUUAUACCGUAUUUCAACAUAUAACUUCAGGUAUCAACACUGACCAUAACAAAAAGAGAAGGAGAGAGGACUGGGGAGUAUUUCCCAAUACGUUUCCCAGGUUGGCCCACCUGCCGUUGUUGCAGCCCACGCCCCACACGCGGAUGUCAAUGAUAGGCUGGCAGUGGAGAAGGCUGCGGUCCACUGGGUCCAUCAGGCUGAGGGUAUCCUUCUUCAGAACCAUCAUCAUGUCCUGGCCCUGGGAGAGGACAGAGAGGACAGGGAGAGAUGAGAGAGAAGACAGGGAGAACAGAGAGGACAGGGAGGACAGAGAAGACAGAGAGGAAAGGGAGGACAGGGAGAGAAGACAGGGAGAACAGAGAGGACAGAGAAGACAGAGAGGACAGAGAAGACAGAGAGGACAGAGAAGACAGAGAAGACAGAGAGGACAGGGAGGACAGAGAAGACAGAGAGGAAAGGGAGGACAGGGAGAGAAGACAGGGAGAACAGAGAGGACAGAGAAGACAGAGAGGACAGAGAGGAAAGGGAGGACAGGGAGAGAAGACAGGGAGAACAGAGAGGACAGAGAAGACAGAGAGGACAGGGAGGACAGGGAGGAAAGGGAGGACAGGGAGAGAAGACAGGGAGAACAGAGAGGACAGAGAAGACAGAGAGGACAGGGAGGACAGAGAAGACAGAGAGGACAGAGAAGACAGAGAGGACAGGGAGGACAGAGAAGACAGAGAGGAAAGGGAGGACAGGGAGAGAAGACAGGGAGAACAGAGAGGACAGAGAAGACAGAGAGGACAGAGAGGAAAGGGAGGACAGGGAGAGAAGACAGGGAGAACAGAGAGGACAGAGAAGACAGAGAGGACAGGGAGGACAGAGAGGAAAGGGAGGACAGGGAGAGAAGACAGGGAGAACAGAGAGGACAGGGAGGACAGGGAGGACAGAGAGGAAAGGGAGGACAGGGAGAGAAGACAGGGAGAACAGAGAGGACAGAGAAGACAGGGAGGACAGAGAAGACAGAGAGGACAGAGAAGACAGAGAGGACAGGGAGGACAGAGAGGAAAGGGAGGACAGGGAGAGAAGACAGGGAGAACAGAGAGGACAGGGAGGACAGGGAGGACAGAGAGGAAAGGGAGGACAGGGAGAGAAGACAGGGAGAACAGAGAGGACAGGGAGAACAGAAAGGACAGGGAGGACAGGGAGAGAUGAGAGAGAAGACAGGGAGAACAGAGAGGACAGGGAGGACAGAGAAGACAGAGAGGAAAGGGAGGACAGAGAGGACAGGGAGAGAUGAGAGAGAAGACAGGGAGAACAGAGAGGACAGGGAGGACAGAGAAGACAGAGAGGAAAGGGAGGACAGA
Messenger RNA from Salvelinus fontinalis (brook trout), 3453 nucleotides. RefSeq lists its product as uncharacterized. The record is from RefSeq and is a predicted model, not a curated record. Bases 2372 to 3301 code for a protein of 309 amino acids. The transcript is spliced from 2 exons. Lineage: Eukaryota; Metazoa; Chordata; Actinopteri; Salmoniformes; Salmonidae.